AUGGACUCUAUGAUGAUGAUGGUUCCCUACCUUCACUUCACCGGAGGUGAUAACCUGUUCUUCAAGACGUUGGCCCCUUCCUCACACGGCGCGAUCGCGGGUGCUUGUAUGGUACUUGUGGCUCUCGCCAUCUGCGAGCGGUGGUUCGCGUCCGUGCGCAGUCGUCUGACCGUUCACUGGCGCCAGAGGGCCCUGGCUAUCGCGGCAAACAAGGACAUUUCCGAGAGAUCCGCGACGUGGACGCCCACGAAAGAGCAGGAUGCUGCAGAUAUCGAAGAGGUCAACGUCAACAGCCUCUCUGGCAAGUUCGCUGCGCCCGUGUUCGUUAUCCGCCGUGCCUCCCGCAACAUUGAACCCUUCAUCCUACUGCACGAUCUUCCUCGCGGCAUCCUCUAUGCUCUCCAGGCGUUCUUGGCCUAUACGCUUAUGCUAGCCGUCAUGACGUUCCAAGCAGCAUACAGCAUCUCAAUCAUCGUUGGUUUGGGACUGGGCGAGGUGCUCUUUGGUAGAUUGGGCGCCGGUGACAGUCAUUUGCUGCACUGA
This is a messenger RNA of Rhodofomes roseus, 543 nucleotides long. RefSeq names its product Ctr copper transporter. Bases 1 to 543 code for a protein of 180 amino acids. NCBI's taxonomy places the organism in Eukaryota, Fungi, Basidiomycota, Agaricomycetes, Polyporales, Fomitopsidaceae. Gene Ontology annotation, biological process: intracellular copper ion homeostasis; copper ion transmembrane transport. Gene Ontology annotation, molecular function: copper ion transmembrane transporter activity. The record is from RefSeq and is a predicted model, not a curated record. The transcript has 3 exons. Gene Ontology annotation, cellular component: plasma membrane.